CCCCCAACAUCAACGAGCCUUCUUGCCUUUGUUGUCAGGUUUGGUUGAGCAGGAAGGCAAGGUGUGGCCAUGUAUUGGCACGCUUGGCCUCUCCGAGGUUGGGUAGAGAGAGCACCCUCGUCGGCUGCUGCGAGGAUCCUGACGUGUCUCUUGCUGCCACUCUGCUGGGGUCAGGCCCCUGCUGCCGAGGUGCCAAGUUUCCCCCUCGGAUUCUCUGACUUCGGAAGAAGCGACUGCAAGCCCAUCCCCCACACCAUGGCGCUAUGCCACGGGGUUGGAUACAGCGAGAUGAGGCUGCCCAACCUCCUGGGGCAUGAUUCCAUGAAGGAGGUGGUGCAGCAGGCUGCCUCCUGGGUCCCCCUGCUCAACAAGCACUGCCACCCGGACACCCGCAAGUUCCUCUGCUCCCUCUUCGCCCCGGUCUGCCUCAGCGAGCUCCGGGAGGCCGUCCAACCUUGCCGGUCGCUGUGCCGGGAGGUGAGAGACAGCUGUGCCCCCGUCAUGCUGGCCUUCGGGUUCCCUUGGCCCGAGAUGUUGGACUGCAACCGCUUCCCGAUGGACGACGACCUCUGUAUCCCCUCUGCCACCUCGGAGGAGGAGAGAGUCGAGCAGGAAGAAUCGAAAGUCUGCGAUCCUUGCAAAUCAGAGGGAGAAGUCGAGAGAGACAUCCUGGCAAAUUACUGCAAGAAUGACUUUGUGCUCAAGGUCAAAGUCAAGGACAUUGCUUACCUCAACGGAGACGCCAGGAUCAUCCUGGAGGCACGGAGCAGAGCUCUGCUGGGUGCCGAGUCCAGAGAGCUGAGCGAGGAGCUGUGGUUGGCCGGGGGCUCCAGCUGUACGUGUGACGUGCUGCGGGACCGCAGUGCUUCCUACCUGGUGAUGGGACGGCUGCAGGCCGAGGGCAGGUGGCUGGUCACCCUGGUGAAACACUGGCAGGGCAGCAAGCGGGACCUCCGGAGGCUGACCAGGAGCUUCAAGAAAGUCCGGUGCUACACAGGUGGGGGCAACUGAGGAGGCAGCCCUCCCCCCCCCCGUCUGUGUCUGUCAUCCUGUGGUCGGGGGCAGGUGGUUCACACUCCAAAUCCCCAUCCCUGCUUC
This is a messenger RNA of Pristis pectinata (smalltooth sawfish), 1098 nucleotides long. Its product is annotated as secreted frizzled-related protein 2-like. Lineage: Eukaryota; Metazoa; Chordata; Chondrichthyes; Rhinopristiformes; Pristidae. The transcript is spliced from 3 exons. The record is from RefSeq and is a predicted model, not a curated record. Bases 70 to 1011 code for a protein of 313 amino acids. Gene Ontology annotation, biological process: negative regulation of canonical Wnt signaling pathway; canonical Wnt signaling pathway; non-canonical Wnt signaling pathway. Gene Ontology annotation, molecular function: Wnt-protein binding.